Messenger RNA from Drosophila montana, 1858 nucleotides. RefSeq names its product titin. The transcript is spliced from 2 exons. The record is from RefSeq and is a predicted model, not a curated record. NCBI's taxonomy places the organism in Eukaryota, Metazoa, Arthropoda, Insecta, Diptera, Drosophilidae. Gene Ontology annotation, molecular function: protein binding. The coding region runs from base 836 to 1858 and encodes 340 amino acids.
GACUUUUGUGCUAAUCAUUUUCCCAAGCGCCUUAAGCUGCCCAGAUACUAAUACAGAUCGAUGAAGAACCUAUCAAAAAUUUGCGUUUAUGGUAUGGACAAUCCCCAGGAUAUGUAGUCGGAGUUUUAGUUUAAACUUGAUCUAAGAGAAGGCAAGGAAAGUUUUAGGUCGAACGCAAAAAUGAUAAUAUUUAAACAGAAAGAAAAACUAAUCUUAUAUAACUGAAUUACGUACUAAUGAUACAUAUGUGUUUUGUAAACUUAAUUAAUGGACGUAAUGUGCAAAGUUUUAGGGAUCGCUAAGCAGUUCGAUUAGAGUACAUAGAUCGUAUUCGAGCUGUGGACGAGCCCUAAUAGCGUAAACUUAAACUCAACGAUAACUUAAAACGGAACUCAAAGUGGUCAACUCUCUUUUUAUAUAUAUAUAUAUAUACGUAUAUUAAUAACACCAACUAUCUAUAUCAAAACUAAAUUUAACGAUUUGCUAAUCAAAAUAUUUGAUGCCUUAAAUGAUUUUUAAAAGUUUUAAGAACCUAAUUUGUAUAAUAGAAAGCAAGUUAGUGUUGGAAAAGGCACGAUAUGCGAUCUGCUAAGCUUGUAGAUAACACUAAAAAGUCCAUUAUAUUUUAACUAAAUAUACAUAUGUAAUACUAUAUCUGUGCCCCAUAGCAUAUAAUUUUAAAUGUAAUUUACACCAAGCAAGUGUAUGAAAUAUUACUAAAAAUAAUAAAAAGAAUUUUAUAAAACAUUUCAAAGAAAUGAGCUAAGCAUUUCUUUCAAAUUAAUCAAGUGCCAGAAACGCACCCGUAAAAAAUAUAAAUAAUCAUAAUUGCUGGAUGAGGAUGAGGAAAGCUUUGUCAAAACAGGUUCUGAAAUAUUACGUUAAGUCAUCACAGCUGUUGGAUUCGAUUGAAAACGGGUUGGUAACUUCCGAAGUUCUCUCAAAUCGUAUAAAAGCCCCUGACAAGGCCCAGUUCAGGACACAGAAGUCCAACAAGUCGAAGUCGAAGAUGAUGGGAAAGGUGCUCCUUUUGGUAUUGGCCACAGUGCUGCUGUGUUCCGCAUUUGUCACAGCGCAGGUGAAGCCAAGUGCAGAGAUCGGUCGGGUUACUGUCCAAGUGCCGUUGCUGUCAAAUGGAAAGCCCGUUAUGACUCAGGAUAAGGAUAAGGUGGAGGUGGCGCAUGUGGUGGAACUGAAGCCGGGCAAGGUGGUAGGCGAGGAGGUGCUGGUGCCGCCCACAGUUAAGGUGCCGCCGGCCAAGGUGCGAAAUAUGAGAGCUAUUGUCGAAACGGUGAAUCCUGGAGUACCCAAUCAUGGUAUACCCAAUCCUGGCGUACCAAAUCAUGUUAUACCUAACCCGGGAGUCGAGAACGACGGCUUGCCCAAUUCUGGCGUACCAAAUCAUGGCAUACCCAAGCCAGGUGUCCCCAAUGUAGGUAUCCCCAAUCCAGGUAUUCCCCAUCCAGGAAAUCCAAAUACCAGCACACAAAGCGCCACCUCGGAAGUUGAACCCGUUGUCGUUGCACCACCCAGCACCACGCAUACACCAGAUGUGUCGACCAAGCGCAUGCCCUCCAAGAACUGUCAUCAGCUGCUAUUGGCUGGCACCACAGGCCCAUCCGUGGCGGUACCAGUUCCUCCAACUCCCGUUGAGAACUGCGAUAGGCUGUGCACCAAGUUUGAGCUGAAUCCUAUUUGCGCCCACAAUGGCAUCUGCAUCCAUGAGUUCCCCAAUCAAUGCAUAAUGGACACCUUCAAUUGUAAACAUCGCGAUUUGUCCUUCCGUGCUGUGGAUGAGGAUGUCUGCCGCAUGGGCUUAUGCGCUCGUCGCUGCAAAGAGGAGGAUCUUAAGAUGUAA